Andrographis paniculata is the source of this 1730-nucleotide messenger RNA. RefSeq names its product SUN domain-containing protein 1-like. Bases 244 to 1551 code for a protein of 435 amino acids. Lineage: Eukaryota; Viridiplantae; Streptophyta; Magnoliopsida; Lamiales; Acanthaceae. Gene Ontology annotation, biological process: nuclear envelope organization. Gene Ontology annotation, molecular function: protein-membrane adaptor activity. Gene Ontology annotation, cellular component: nuclear envelope. The record is from RefSeq and is a predicted model, not a curated record. The transcript has 2 exons.
GGAAGGCGCAGGUCGUCACUGCAAUCCCUAAAAAUUCAAAAUUUGUGACCGCCCUUCCCUUUCGCCGCGAGAACGACGCUCGAUUCAGUUCGUAGAUCCUUUUUCACCUAAUCACUGGAGUUUCCAUUCUAAAUCCCAUAUGGUUUUAGGGUUUUUGCCUCAAUCAAUUCGGUGUUUGGAUCAGAUUUGACUUUGCUGCAGGAAGUUCGAUUCAGUUUCGACGAUCCAAAGAUUUUUGCACGAAUGUCGGCCUCGACGGUUUCCAUUACGGCGAAUCAAGGUCCGACCACGCGCCGCCGAGCGUACGAGAAAAAUGUUUCGGCCGGCGGUUCGGAUUUGGUCGCUGCCGCGACGGUAACCGCCGCUGAAAAUGAUAAAGACGUUAGGGUCACGGCGGCCGACACUGCGGCUGCUAUAUUGAGGGAGGCGAGGAGAGCGCCGGCGCAGGGGCAGGGGAAGAAGUCUGUUCCGGGGAGAAAGUCGACGAAGCCCCGUUGGCUUACUGUGGUUAGUAUUCUUACUAAGAAUAUAGCGUUGCUGGUGGUUUUGGUAGGGUUCGUGCAGAUGAUUCGAUGGGUGGUGAUGUAUUCCGGCCGUGAAGAUGGGGAUCCUUCGAUAAUUCGUGGGGAUUUUGAUGGGAAGUUGUCGGAGUUGAAGAGAUUUGUCAUGACAACAACGAAGGCGAUGCAGGUUCAGAUGGAUGCAGUCGAUCAGAAAAUUGAUGAAGGGAUGAGUUCGGUGAGGAAGGAUCUGGACGAGAAAUUGGAAAAAAUGACCGAUUCAACGGAUUUGAAAUUAAAGGCAUUGGAUGCUAGGAGUGAUAUGUUCGAGAAGUUUAUGGAUGAGUUCAGAAGCAAGAGUUUACUGACAAAGGAAGAGUUUCGUGAUUUCUUUGAGGAGUUUAAGAGGUCUGAAACUGGUAGUGAUAGAACAGAUGUUAGUUUGGAUGAGAUAAAAGAUUUUGCAAGGAAGAUUGUGGAGAAGGAAAUUGAGAAACACGCUGCUGAUGGUUUAGGGAUGGUGGAUUAUGCCCUGGCAUCUGGAGGGGGGAAGGUGGUGAGACAUUCGGAGCCAUACGGUGCUAAGAAAGUGGGUGGACUGCUGACUCGAAAUGUGAUUAGUGUGGAUGCGGAGAAGUUGAUUAAGCCGAGCUUCGGGGAGCCUGGGCAGUGCUUUCCUCUCAAGGGUAGUAGUGGUUUUGUCGAAAUUAGACUGAGAGCAGCAAUAGUGCCCGAAGCUGUCACCCUGGAACAUGUUGCUAAGAGUGUAGCUUACAAUCGAUCCAGCGCUCCCAAGAACUGCAGAGUGUCUGGAUGGCUGGAUGGGCAAGAUUCCUCUACGACAGAAAGCAACGAGAGGGAAGAGUUUGUUCUUACUGAAUUUAGCUACGACCUGGAGAAGCCCAGUGUUCAAACGUUUAAGGUGCAAUCAGGCACUAAUGUGGUGAAUACAGUUAGGUUCGAUUUCAGGUCCAACCACGGGAGUGGUAGUCACACAUGUAUCUACCGAGUAAGGGUCCACGGUCGCGAACCACAACCCGGUGAGAAAUGAGGUUGUAGUGAUUUGUAUGUGCCCCCGAUGAUGAUGAUGUUAUGUUAGAGAUAGAUGAUCGAUCCGAUCCUAUAUAUGUAUUAUGUAAGAUGACGUUCCCUUACUACUUACCUACGUUGUAUCGGUUUCAUAUAUUGUCUGCUCGAUGAUAUUGUAAUAUUGUUAUUGCUUGUGUAGUA